Messenger RNA from Theileria equi strain WA, 1056 nucleotides. RefSeq lists its product as hypothetical. The record is from RefSeq and is a predicted model, not a curated record. Lineage: Eukaryota; Apicomplexa; Aconoidasida; Piroplasmida; Theileriidae. The coding region runs from base 192 to 938 and encodes 248 amino acids. The transcript has a single exon.
AUCACUAGCGUAAUGAAUGUAGCUUGGCGUGCUACUAUUUAACUGUGUGUUCAAUUUUGUGUCAAAAGGACCGAAAUUUGGGAUAUAUUCAACGAAAUAUACAACUCUAAGCUGAAAUGACAAUUACCACUUGAGGUUUGCAAAUAUACCGCCGUAGUGUGACUACACAUAAGAGUUUUCUUGUGGUUAUAAUGAACAUUCGUAGCUUCAAGGCUCCUCGACAACGUAUAUUUAGAUCCUGUAUCCCUGGAAAGUUCAUCCGAACCGACGACUGGAUAUCUGUAGAUAAACUAAUAAACAGUGUUUCUAGUCAAUAUACCCCAACAACACCAAAGGUGAUACUUGAUGUAGCGCGUAGCGGCCUAAAGCUCCAAAUUUUUGAUUCUAAGCUAUGGGCACUCAUAUGUUCAAACACACUCGCGGUAAGGGAGCUGUACACACCAAAUCAAUGGGUAGAACUGUUACACAUUUACAAACGUAUAAAGACUCGUAACCCAGAAUUGUUUAAUGCAGCAGCUGUACAGCUUGGUGGCCGAUUGAAUGCUUUAUCAUUGCGUGAUCUGUCAAUACUGACCCUAAGUUUUUCUUACUUUACAUUUUGUCCAAACGGCUUAUUUGAGAAUGUCGCAGAAAUAGUCUGUGCCCGAUGUGAUAACUCUCUUAUUUCUGCUAACAAUGAAAUUUCAAGUGAAAUAACUAGGAAUUCUGUCGGUCUAGUUGAUGCAGAAUCUGUUGAAAAUAAAUGUAGGUUGAAGAAUAACGAACUUAGUGCUAUAACAUCAUAUGUCCACCUGCUCGGUUCGUAUGCAAAGUGUGGAUUUGAACAUAAACAACUGUUUGAAGUUGUAGCAGAGUCUAUUCUAAAUAAACUAUCUAAAAACAACGCUAUAAUACCUCCAAACAUAUUGCUAAAGUUACUAACAGCCUACUCAAGGUAAAAGGCAAAAUAAGCCACAUAUGAACAUAUAGGUUUGGAUAUAAGCACACAAAACUCCUAGAGGCUCUUAGUGCAGAGAUGGUAACUAGUAAAAUAUCUGUCCAGGAAUUAAACAAUGU